UCUUUUUUCUUUUCCUUCGAAGCGAGAGGUCGUUAAGUUCACAGUGAAGCUAAAAGAAGAAUUUUAAAGUUUAAAAAAGUAUGAAUUUGCCACCUAAUGCUGGAACUGCUCGUGGAAGAGGACGCGGGUUAAAGCGUAAUGAGGAAGCCAACCGCGGCUUGGCUCCGCAACGGGACCAUUCAUCGCAUUCUUCUCAAUCUGGACGAAACGAAGCCCCUGGAGUUCAGGGAGCCGCCAGUCAAGUUCCAGCAAGUGGAGGUUUGCCGACCAAGUCGAGAGAGGUUGAAGUUCAAAGCGGGGAAGGUGAUCCUCGUGGCUCUGUUCGCGGUCGUCGAUUAAUUACGGACGUGGUUCACUCUCGUCCUCCGGGACUUGCCACCAAAAAUGGCGUGUCUGGAACCAAAGUAGCUGUGCAGACCAACUACUUUAAGGUUUUAAAACGCCCAAACUGGACCAUCUACCAGUACCGCGUUGAUUUUGUGCCCGAUGUCGACAAUACACGCUUACGCCGUGCUUUUCUAAACGAACAUCGAGGCCUUUUGGGUGGCUAUAUAUUUGAUGGAACCAUACUUUUUUGCACAAAGCAAUUUCAAGCUGUGCAAAACAGCGCCUAUGUUCUGGAACUUUUGACAAAGAGCCGCGCUGGGGAAAACAUUGAAGUCAAAAUUAGGGCUGCUGGCUCGGUGGACGCUACUGACAACCAGCAGCUCCAAGUUCUUAAUCUCAUUCUGCGUAGAGCCAUGGAGGGCUUGAACUUGCAACUGGUAUCGCGCAAUUAUUUCGAUCCACAAGCAAAGAUUAACUUGGAAAACUACCGCAUGGAACUCUGGCCCGGUUAUCAGACCUCGAUUCGUCAGCACGAAAGUGAUAUAUUGCUUUGUGCCGAAAUUGCCCACAAGGUGAUGAGAACAGACACUCUGUACAACAUUUUAUCCGAAUCCAUGCGAGACAAUGACGACGGUUAUCGCACCUUUCAACGUGAAGUAAUAGGCAUGGUGGUACUGACGGAUUACAACAACAAAACCUAUCGCGUUGACGAUGUUGACUUCGAAUCGUCUCCAUUAUCGAAAUUUAAUACAAAGGAGGGCGACAUAACUUAUGUCGACUACUAUAAAAAGAGGUACAACAUAACAAUCAGAGAUUUUAAGCAGCCUCUGCUUGUGUCUCGUCCCACCGAGAAAAAUAUUCGUGGGGGCGUGGAUCAGCUUAUCAUGCUGAUUCCCGAACUGGCUCGGGCUACAGGAAUGACCGAUGCAAUGCGCGCCAACUUCCGAUUGAUGAAGGCCAUGAGCGAGCAUACCAGACUGACUCCGGAUCGCAGGAUUGAGCGGCUGCGCGUCUUUAAUAAGCGUUUAAAGUCCAGCAAGGAGAGCACCGAUACCCUUAAGUCCUGGAAUAUCGAACUGGACUCAGCCUUGGUAGAGAUUCCGGGACGUGUACUUUUGCCGGAGAAAGUCGUGUUUGGACAGAACAGAACCUAUCUAUGCGACAAUCGCGCCGAUUGGACCCAUGAGGUCCGCAAGCAAGCGAUGUUCAGUCACGUGGACAUCAAACGGUGGUAUGUGAUCACUCCGAGUCGGAAUUUGCGCGAGACCCAGGAGUUUGUGAAGAUGUGCAUCCGGGCAGCCAACGGCAUGAAAAUGUGUAUUUCCGAGCCGCUCUAUGAUGAAAUCAGGGACGAUCGCAAUGGCACCUACUCCCAAUCGAUCGACAACGCGGUGGCUAAAGAUCCGCAGAUCAUAAUGGUUGUGAUGAAGACCCAAAAUGAAGAAAAAUAUAGUGUCAUUAAGAAACGCACCUGUGUGGACAGGCCGGUGCCAUCGCAGGUGGUUACUCUAAGGGUGAUUGCCCCGCGGCCAGAGAAGUCGGCUGGCCUCUUGUCGAUUGCCACAAAGGUGGUGAUCCAGAUGAACGCCAAGCUGACGGGAGCUCCCUGGAUGAUCGAGCUCCCGUUGCGCGGCUUGAUGACCGUCGGCUUCGAUGUCUGCCACUCAUCGAAAAAUAAGAACAAGUCCUACGGAGCCCUUGUGGCCACCAUGGACAUGAAGUGCUCGACCCGCUACUUCUCCUCGGUGACCGAGCAUAUGAAGGGCCAAGAAUUGUCCGACCAGAUGUCAUUGAACAUGACCUGUGCCCUUAAGGCCUACCGCGAACAUCAUGGCACCUUGCCAGAUCGCAUCCUCUUUUACCGCGACGGAGUUGGCGAUGGCCAGCUUCAUCAGGUGGUUAACACUGAGGUCAAGUUCCUGAAAGCUAAACUGGACGAAAUCUACAAGUCUGCCGGCAAGGAGCAGGGUUGUCGCAUGGCAUUCAUCGUCGUGUCCAAGCGCAUCAACACGCGUUACUUCGUGAACCAGCGCAAUCCACGUCCAGGAACUGUGGUGGAUGAUGUUAUCACCUUGCCGGAGCGUUACGACUUCUUCCUGGUGUCGCAGGCUGUUCAGCAGGGAACGGUGUCGCCCACCAGCUACAACGUAAUAGCCGACAACCUUGGACUGAACGCCGAUAAGCUGCAAAUCCUGACGUACAAGAUGACGCACAUGUACUACAAUAUUUCGGGAACCAUCCGAGUUCCCGCUGUGUGCCAAUAUGCCCACAAGUUGGCCUUCCUCGUGGCCGAAAGUAUUAACCGUGCACCUUCAGCCGGUCUGGAGAACCAGUUGUACUUCUUGUAAGUCAUCCAUUUACAAGAAGUACAGCCAGUUGUACUUCUUGUAAAUGGACUUACAAGAAGUACAACUGGUUGCAUCAAUUUUACUGUAACCAUUUAAUGACAUGAUUUUUAUCACAAAGAAUUGAUAAAUCAAUAAAUGCACUUUUGUUAUUAUAUCUACCGAAAAAAUAUGUUUUGCUUUCUGUAAAAGGUUAGAAUUGAAUAAUUUAAUAAAAACGCUCAAGAAUUAGUUAACAUUUAAUUUAAUAA
This is a messenger RNA of Drosophila ficusphila, 2923 nucleotides long. RefSeq names its product protein aubergine (gene aub). The transcript is spliced from 9 exons. The record is from RefSeq and is a predicted model, not a curated record. Gene Ontology annotation, biological process: regulatory ncRNA-mediated gene silencing. Gene Ontology annotation, cellular component: P granule. Lineage: Eukaryota; Metazoa; Arthropoda; Insecta; Diptera; Drosophilidae. Bases 81 to 2675 code for a protein of 864 amino acids. Gene Ontology annotation, molecular function: piRNA binding; protein binding.